Paramuricea clavata is the source of this 4993-nucleotide messenger RNA. The record is from the annotation of a GenBank genome assembly. Lineage: Eukaryota; Metazoa; Cnidaria; Anthozoa; Malacalcyonacea; Plexauridae.
AUGCCCGACUCGUUAAGUCACUUAACUCCUUCACUCUAUACUGAUGACACGGAAAUUUAUGCAUCUUCUAAUGACUGCGCCGACCUUGUCGACAAGGUAAAUAUUGAUCUCGAAAACAUACGCAAAUGGAUGAUACACAAUAAACUUCAAAUCCACCCCAGUAAAUCGAAACAUAUGUUCAUUGGAUCUCCCUAUAACCUUAAGAAUAAAGUAUCUGGUAAUCCUAUUUUAAUUAAUAAUAAGCUAGUACCCAGGAUUAAUAAAUAUUCAUGCCUUGGCGUGACUAUGGACGAAAGGUUGUCUUGGGAUAAACAUAUUGAUUCAAUCUGUUCUAAAGUUGGUGCCGGUAUUGGUGCAAUGAGACGUGUUAAACCUUUUGUACCACUGUCGACAACCAAAAUGCUAUAUAAUGCUAUUAUACAGCCUUAUUUCGAUUAUUGCAGCCCGUUGUGGGAUAAUUGUGGAAUUGGGCUCAAAGAUAAGUUGCAAAAAUACCAAAAUCGUGCUGCAAGAGUAAUUACUGGGGCAACUUACGAUAUUCGGUCAUCUGAGUUACUCAAUAAUCUAAAUUGGAAACCUCUAGAAGAAAGACGAAAUUAUCUUAAAUCUAUUUUCAUCUAUAAAGUUCUGAAUGGCCACACCGCACCAAAUCUUAAAGAAGCAUUUCAUUUUAAUAAUGAAAGACAUAAUACUUACAAUCUUAGAAAUACGGAUACUGAUUUAGCACCACUUAUGCCGAAAAAAGAAUUCGGCAGUAGGUGCUUCAGUUAUAAUGGUGCCUUGCAUUGGAAUAAUCUUCCCCAUGAGGAAAAAAUUGCAGAAUCUCUAAGCUCUUUCAAGUCGAUAUUGAAACAAAGAAUGAGUUGAAAUUUGCUUAUGUAUAAUCGCGCAGCUAAAAUCAAUUGUAUUUAUUUAUUUUGUUAUAUUUUGUAUUUCCUGUAUAUAGUUAACUUUUUGUAAAUAGGUAAUUUCACGCCCCUCAUGGAAACCAGCCUUCCAACGGCUGUUGAGGCUAGCGUGGUCUAAAUAAAGUUUUGUAUGUAUGUAUGUAUGUUUACCGUCCAUAAAAUAUAUAUUCACUUCGGCUCUUUCAUUUUCCACCAGAUAGCGCCUUAUCGCACACAAUCUGAUAUAUCGUUUUUCGGAUCCCCAACCUUGUCAGCCGAGCGACAAUACUGUGCACAAUACUGUGCUCAACACUUUCUGGUCCUCGAAACCGCUUUUUCUUAUAUUAUAAGAAGAUACCAUGCUCUUUUGCCAACAAAAUUCAUCUAUUCACGACGAAAGCGAACUGAAUGCUUCGUUGCACUUCAUGCAAACUUUCAAGCGAAUGUAAUCGUUAAUGCCCACGCUCACUUUUUUGAAUAUCUAAUAAUUUCAUGCCUCAUUGCUAUGAAAGUCUAAUGAUGUGUGAGAAGCAAUUUCAAAUCCUCGUUAGUGUUUUAAACUUGGCUUCCAAAUCCCCAGUGCCAUGAACAAUGGGUCGGCUGCGCCUCGCCAUUGUUCAUGGCACUUGUAUUUAGAAACCACGUCUAAAACACUAACUCGGAUUUGAAAUAUUACGUCAAAAACAAAUAUGUCGGUUCCGAGUUUUUCAAGUUCAUCCAAUUCAGCCCAACAAAAAAGCUAGUUAAUAAGGAGCGUUUCACAUUGCGUAUAAUUCGCAGUCAUGCCAGGGAAUGUGAUAAUCUAUAUACAGUCAAUUAAAAAAAGGUUGUCCUUUGCAAGAGCUUUUGUUACGCGCGUGGUAAUAUCAUGCAGUCAAUUCUCAUCAACUCCUGUGUAGUUCUUGUUCUCGUUUGACCGACGAGUUGAAAAAACUCUCAUGCAAACUCACUUAGAGUCUCGCUUGCAGAUUCUCAUCAACUCUCAUCCAGAGCUUAAACCAAUUUUUUUCUAUGUCGCGUAUUUGCGAUGAAAAGUGUUCAAAACCGAAAAUGUUUUUGGCGUCCCUCUCCAAAUUAUUUGUUUUGGCUUUAUUCUCUAGUUUAUACAGUUAGCUGCUACCUUUUUAAAUGCAUUAAUUUGCCGGUUGAGAAACAUAAAAUAAUAGUAAAAAAUUGUCAAUUAAAAUACAAUUAUCAUUGAUGCAAAAUUGACGUCCUGCAUGCAUGUUUGCACAGUAUAAUAUAAGCAAAACGUACUGAACUUCAGACAUCAUUUUCUCUUUGGUGUACCAUCUAAAAUCUCUUUAUUUUAGCAUUAUUUUAUAGAUAAAGUACUAAACAUACUUUUUAAGUUUGUUUGCCGCUUGUUAAACAAAAAAUUGAAUAUAGUCAUAGCCAAAGUGGAAACGUUUUGAGCGCGCGUUACGUAUACAAAAGAUUCUCCUCUUAAUAAUCAUUGAUGGCUGCGCAGAGUGUAAGAUGUGGUUUUCAGUAAAAACGUAAAAACGCACUAUUUCAAACAAAUCUGCAGCAGACUUGUACCAAGUUAAAGCUGUUUCAACAAUUUGUUAUCAUGCAGGAUGUGUUCGCACUAAUUGUUGACAAUUUGUCAACGGUUUGGCUUGUUGACGACUUACUACAACGUUGUUGAACUCAACAGUCUUGUUAUAAGUUGUUUUAUGCAACAACUUGUUAAAACGUUGCCGGAGUGACAAUCUUGUAGAAACGUCACACUACUAGUGAAACCCUAUACGGCCACCUCGUUAAUACAGUCACCUCUCUAUUAUGGGUAGUUUUGUCCCCGGAAAGGCGAAGACAAUACAUUUCCUUAUAAAAGAGAUAUCUCUUUAAUAUGACUGUCUCGUUAAUUAGGCCAAAUUUAUUAUUUUUUACGUAUUAACUGUGACACGUAUUCCACUGUGACAACAUUGUAAACGUAACAGCUUCUUGACAACCCUGUUACACGCUUGUUGCCAACAAGCUUGUAGCAGGUGUUACGAACAAGUUUGUUGACAAGAUGUGAGAUUUUUGCGUGUGUUUCCAGGCCCUUUUGUGUUUGAGUUUAUUGAGGCUAUGCUUACAUUGUAUCGGAUCACUUUGCGUCCGACGCAAAAACCAUACCGGGGAUAGGGCUUCUGUUUACAUAUGAAACGUUGUUAUCGUCUCAAUUUCUGCAACGAACCGGUGGUGCGGCGGUUCGCUCUUCGAAGUGGUGCGCGGUGUAUCGGAUCGGUUUUUGCAACGCUCUCAUUGUAAUGUAAACACCAAUCGGAGCAAUUUCGGUUCAAUGCGUGACUCAAGAUGGAAUCUGGCAAACAACAACUUACUAUUCUAAUAAUAUAUAAAAGAAAACAUGACGGCAUAGAUGGGCGGGCGGAAGCUGUUUACACUUGGGCCAUAACUUUUCGCGAACGAAACAAAAACUGAUCCGAUACAAUGUAAACAUAGCCUGAGUUUCUCACUCAUUGGUGAGCGGAUUUCCCAACAAGCUAUUGUCCAAUUUAAAAGGGAUCCGAGGUACCUACGAUUUUAACAUCCUUAUGCGAGAAGACGCGAAAGCCUAACCAAUUACUGAUAUCAAUGUAAAGGUAGCACUUUCUCCUCAAUUAUUUUAAGACCUUGAGUAGAGCCCAAGGAUUGAACUUGGGUCAUCCAUCUUGAAAGGCAAGCGUGGUAACCACGACUGCUGGUCGUAUUAAACUUUUGUUUCCCUACUUUUAGGUGCAUUUGGAAUUGUGAAGAAGUGCGAGAGAAAAAGAGAUAAGGCGGCGUUUGCAAUCAAGGUUAUUCUGUACAAGGAUGCAAAACUUCUGAACGAUAUCAAACGAGAAGUAGAAAUGAUGAGAAAACUAAAUCACGAACAUCUCGUCACGUUGUACGAAGCUUACGAAUGCGGAGGGAGUUAUGGCAUGGUCAUGGAUUACAUAGCAGGCGGUGAACUCUUUGAAAGAAUCAUUGAAAAAGAAUAUUUGGAAGAAAAAGAAGCCGUUCAAUAUUUGCGUCAGCUGAUUAACGGAUUACAGCACAUGCAUAGCAAGAACAUUGUUCAUCUGGAUAUUAAACCCGAAAAUAUUUUGUGUGUUGACGCGACAUCUAACCGCAUUAAGUUGAUAGACUUUGGUUUAGCUAGAGAACUUAAACCUGGCGAAACAACGCGAUGCGCGUUGGGUACGCCCGAUUUCGUAGCUCCUGAAGCGAUCUCUUUCAAUGAGAUUAAACCUCAGACGGACAUGUGGAGUACUGGCGUCCUUACGUAUGUUCUGCUUAGUGGUCUAAUGCCUUUCGGUGGAGAUACUGACAACGAGACGUUGUGUAAUAUCUCCAACGUUGAUUGGGAAUUUGACGAGGAUUCUUUCGAGGAAAUAUCAUCUGAUGCGCGGGAUUUCAUAGAAAAGCUUCUAACACUCCACCCUGAAGAUCGAUUGAGUUCAACUGACGCGAUGGGACAUCCUUGGAUGAAAGCAAAGGAAGAACGGGGUGGUAAAAUAAAUACAAAACGACAUCGGACAUUCUUAGCGCGCAGAAGAUGGAAGAAAUCUGUGCACGUGGUGAUGGCUGUAACGAAACUUUGUCGACUCCUACAAUUUUCCUCUAAUGUAAAAUCUGGCAGCGGUACCAAUCUUCAAGAGGUCGGAUCAACUUCAAUGCGAGAGAGAGCUAUAUCUAACCCAAAUCCUGACCUUAACCCUGUCCAAAACCCUGGCCUUGACCAUAAACUUAGCCCAAAGCCUGACCCUAGUCCUAACCCUAGUCCUGACCUUGACCAUAAACUUAGCCCAAAGCCUGACCCUAGUCCUGGCCUUGACCUUAAACCGAACUCCAACCCUGGCCCCAACCAUAACCUUGGCAAGAAUACUAACCCCAACCCUAACCCUGAAGUAAGAUCUCCACUUGAGGAAGAAAGCAAUGGGACUACAAACAGGACAGUUGCUAAAGUUAGAGAAAACGCAAGAGUUCAGGAGGAUAUCGUGUCUUCGGAUGUACCUGCUCAUAUAAAUGGAAACGGUAGUAGCAAAGAAAGUAAUAAUGGUGCUGCAGUGAAAAUGCCUGUCCUGACGCAAACAGGUAAAAAGGAUCAGAAACAAAAUCCACCAGGCAAUAAGCUG